Protopolystoma xenopodis is the source of this 660-nucleotide messenger RNA. The record is from the annotation of a GenBank genome assembly. NCBI's taxonomy places the organism in Eukaryota, Metazoa, Platyhelminthes, Monogenea, Polystomatidea, Polystomatidae.
AUGUUCAUUCCUAACCAGAUCACGUCCAUCAGACUCGAGCAAGCAGUCAACCAAGCCUAUUGCUCAUCUACAGCCGUCAUCGAGGCCGCAGGGGAGCGCAUCUCUGCUCUCGGCUGCCUGCGAAGUGGACAGACCGGUGCCGGCUGGGGUCGGCAGUCCGAGCUGGACGUCGGCCGAUCUGAUAAUGCUGGCUUAUUCUCUACGGCUGGAGGUUCUCACAUCUCGCCAACCUUGCCACAAAUCGCUUCAGCCAGUGGUCGUCCUGGUGUCGGCGCCUCCUACAAUCCCUUUCCAGCUACUGGGCCUGGCGGCGGCACCGGUGGUCUCAGCAGUGACUUGGACGACGAUGAUCCCGACACGAGAGUCAAGUCUCUUAGUCGAUGGCAGAGGCAAAUCCCCGUUGAGCAGACACACCAACAGCCUCGGCCAAUGAAAGGUAUCCCGACCGGGUCGACGGUCGGCUUAGACAGCCCAAUGGCGGGCACGAAAACAGAACUGGAACUUCAUAGAUUAAUGGACGGCAUAGUAGGUACGGCUAUUCGCAUAUUUCCUCAGGUCGGCUAUUUUAAGGCGAAACCUUCAGGAUGCUUAGUUCGCCAAUCUCAAGCAAGCUUUGAGGCCUACAAACGACUUAUUUUCUGUCCACUCGGCUAUAAAUGA